AUGGUAUUUUUCAACAACCCUGACUGGCGAAUGGGGAAGCUCCUGCUCUGUUCUUUUGGUGCCUGGCCGUCUCAGUCUUAUCGAACUCGUCGAUUUCUCAGCAUUUCUACUAUUUUCAUCGUCCAGAGUAUUUUUGUUCUCGAGAUAAUUAAAUUGGUGACAGUCUGGAAUAGUAUAGAAAUGGUAACAGAAUGCCUUCCUAUGUUGUCGCUGCACAUUGUCGCUAAUAUAAAAAUGUCUAAUUGUUUAAUUAAUUUAAAAAAGAUAAAAGUAUUACUCAACCACAUCGAAAGUGAUUAUCAGUCAGAUUUAUCAAAAUCUGAAGUACGGACCCUUUUACAAGACAGACAUUUUCAUAAAAAAAUAAUAACUGUAUACGUAAUUUACAUUUACGCAAUCGCUGGAGCAUUUGCCGCAAUACCAGCAAUCACAAAACUUUUGGAUAUUUUAGUGCCACUAAAUGAGUCCCGACCGAAGCAGUUUUUUUAUCAAGCCGAAUAUUUUGUCAAUCAGGAUGAAUUUUCGACGUUUAUUUACAUUCACGGUUAUCUGACACUGCCAUUUCCGAUGACUAUUUGUGUUGCUUACGACUUUCUUUACUCAGCUUACGGUCAUCAUGUCUGCAGUAUGUUCAAAAUUACUGGAGAUCGUUUAAAAAAUAUUGAUAAUAUUUCUUUGGCCGAAGGAGAAAAUUUUUUUAAAAAUUCUGACCAACAAGACAAAAUUUAUAAAUCAUUGAUCGAAUGCAUUAAAAUGCAAAAAUUAAUCCUAAGUUACAUUGAUUGUUACGAACGGAUUUUUUCUAUAAGUUUAUUCCUAGUAGUAGGAGUUAACAUGUUUUCUUUGUGCUUCACAAGCUUGCAGAGUUUAAUAAUAAUAAAUCAAGUAAGCGACGCUUUUUCAUACAUGUUUUACGGUUUUGGAGAACUGGUUCAUUUAUUCCUCCUGAAUUACCAAGGCCAAAAUAUAAUAAAUCACAGCGAAAAUUUUUAUAACUCUGCGUUUCAAGCAAAUUGGCAUAAUUUUUCACUGAAGUCUAAAAAACUUUACAUUUUAAUUAUUAUGAGAAGCUCCGAUUUUGCGGCAAUAAGGGCCGGAAAAUUAAUUGUCAUGUCCUCUAGCAGUUUUAGCAGUAUACUUAAAACUUCAGUGUCAUACUUGAUGGUUUUUAAUUCCUUCCGAUAA
Messenger RNA from Cotesia congregata, 1185 nucleotides. NCBI's taxonomy places the organism in Eukaryota, Metazoa, Arthropoda, Insecta, Hymenoptera, Braconidae. The record is from the annotation of a GenBank genome assembly.